Conger conger (European conger) is the source of this 1338-nucleotide messenger RNA. RefSeq lists its product as uncharacterized. The record is from RefSeq and is a predicted model, not a curated record. Lineage: Eukaryota; Metazoa; Chordata; Actinopteri; Anguilliformes; Congridae. Bases 42 to 767 code for a protein of 241 amino acids. The transcript is spliced from 9 exons.
UGCCUGAACACACGCACUCAGGACCGGGGAAGCCUCCAACAAUGUCGACAGACCAACAAGAACUGAUAUUUGAGAGCUUCUUGAAGAAGAGGAAAGAUAAAAUGAAGCUGAGGUGGGUAAGAUACUGGUUCAGGCUUCAGAAUACAUGCCUGUUCUUCUACACCGAAAAACAUGGAUGUGCAUUACACCUGAGAGGCCAGUAUUAUAUAUACAUGGUGCAGUCUGUGCGGGAGGUCACGGGGAAAGGCAGCAAGCCGUUUGCGUUUGAGAUCACCAUGAAGAACGGCAAGACAAAACUGCUGGCUGCAGAGACCGUGGAGCUGAGGCACGCUUGGGUCAGCCUGCUCUGGAAGGCCAUGCAGCUCCCCGGCCCCGGACGCUCCGACUCGGCCUGUGUCUGGGAUGAUGUGGCUGAUCUGAAGCAGAGAGCCCAGGACAGUCUUCACUGCAGCUCGGACUCUGACAGCGAGUUGAACCUGAAGGGCAGUGGACAUGUCUCCUCCCCCCCCACGCCGUGGGACAGGCCCCCUCCCUCACAGGGGCCCCUCACGUCCGCUGAGAAGCAUACUCCUCCCUCAGAAGAAGACAGGCAGCAGGAGAUGGAUAUCUAUGACAUUCCACCGUCCAACAAGAAAGCCGGGUGGGAAGAUGUGUCCGAAGGGAUCUAUGAUGUUCCAACUUCUUGGCUGACAAAUAUGCCGGAACGAACUCCCGGAGCCCCAGCUGAGGGUGAAAGGUCACCUGACAGUGUGACUCUGGAGCUGUAACAGAAGUACGCUGAAGAGGCAGGAUGAGGACUGUAACGAAAAGUCGACUGGCUCCCUGUCUGCUGUGCUAUUUCAGUGACUGGGACCUCACUAGGCACAGGAGGACAACAGCCCUUCACAAGCGGGACUCACUGUUACAGCAGACUGUCUAUUCGUGUUUUAGCACUCUGAAACUAGGCUUCGAUUAAAGGCAGCAUACACUAGAGACUUAUACAUGUAUCUAUGUAUGUAUGUAUGUAUAUAUGUAUGUAUUCUAGUAGUAAUGCAUAUUGCAUUACAAUGUAUCAAAAAAGCACUGAUUUCACAACUGUCCUUAAAGAGGGUUUAUUUGUGUUUUCAUCAUUUGAAUAAUGAAAUUUGUUUUAAAAGAAGAAAAACAUAACCUUUCGAUCAAGCUGUGAUUAUGACUCACUUGCGGUGAUAUCGCACAGUUGGUGUUAUACUAACCUAUGUGUGAGCUGGCAGGAAGUGUUUUCACAGAGCUUCAGGAUUUGUUACUGUCAUUGCCAUUUCUUAUUUUAACAGUUGUGUGAGGAAGAAUUAAAUUAAACAAUACGAGCCCAAUCACAAA